GAUAACAGUGCGAGUUCUUUACUCUUGGCCUGUCUCCGUCCCUCCACCCCUGUCAAAUGCAGUCCUGGUGAGCCGCCCCGCCUCCCUCCGCCAGGUGACGCUGCUGGUGCACCUGAGGCUGCGGCGCGUCACGUCCCACAUCCCGCUGCUCAACUACGCCGUGGAGGGAGCCAACGAGGAGCUCUUUGUGGGUGAGUGUGUGUGUGUGUGUGUGUGUGUGUGUGUGUGUGUGUGUGUGUGUGUGUGUGUGUGUGUGUGUGUGUUUGUUGUAUAGCAGUGUCCUGGACAGCACCAUUAGCCCCCUCCCCUCCCCCCAGAGCUGGUGCCCAAGAAGAAGGACAUGCAUGUACAGUGCUGUGGCGGGCUGGUCUCCGAGGCCUUCAAGUUCAAACUUCGCAUGUUUCGCUGGCAGCACAUCUGUGUGUCAAUCAACCUGGACACCAGGAUUCUGCAUGUCAUCUAUGACAACCUGGUGUGUGUGUGUGUGUGUGUGUGUGUGUGUGUGUGUGCUGCUAUCGGUCAGUGAGUAACAGGGAGUCCAUCAAGGUGGAGUGGUUGAGCAGUCUGACCAGUGGUAGUUUGGAACGCACAAUGACAAGUUUGUCUGGCGCCAGUGCAAGUCAGUGACAGCAGUGUAUUGCCGUCCACAGGAGUAUCGGCGCCAACUGCAUGUGCCAGGGUCCGAAUUGGGUCCUGGGGAGAGGCUGGAGGUGCGAGGCGGCGGGCGUCUGGUGGUGGGACAGAAGCUGUACUCCAUUGAUGGGGACUUCAUUGUGCUGGAGACCCUGGAUGGCGAGGUGGGCGACUGGCGCCUGUACGACAUGGCGCUCGAGGCAGACCAGAUGAAGGCUCUCCUCCGCUGCAGGGAACUGAAUGACCUGCGCCACCCGAUGAUAGAUCUGUCGAGUGGUCACUUCAAGGUGCUGGGGCCUACCACCACACGCAACAUCACCCUGGCAGAGAUCUGCAGUGACCGCGUCACCGGCUUCUAUCUCUUCUUCCCCCAGAAGAUGAUCUUCAAACACGCCUACACCUGGUGCCGCAAACUGAAGGGCAACCUCAUUCUGCCGGAGGAUGGCUCUACCAAUGAAUACUUCUUUGACCGCUUUGUGAGCUACAAGGAUCAAUGCGACGACAUCUGGACGCACCUCUUCUGGAUCGGCUCGGGCGGCAACCUGACCACGCGUGUCUGGGAGCGCCUGACGGACGGCGAGCCCAUACAGUGGUACCAGUUCCUGCGGGAGUAUCGCACCGUCACGCCGGAGUUCCAGUGCAUCGCCGUGGUCACGCACGACCGUUACAAGUGGGCGGCGUGUCCCUGCGACAUCGAGACCUGCGUGCUGUGCAACUUCACCACGCACCCAGAGAUGCGGCUGCGUGGCCUUUGCAAGGACUCCGCCUUUGACAGACUUUUCUCUUUUCGAGACAACAAGGAUUAUCAGCUGAUUUUUGACGGCCUGGCCCACGUAGUGAUGGAGGAGCGAAAUGACACAUGGAUUAUGCGCAGCCGCCUGUACCCUACCCUGAAGGCAGAGAUGAUUUCCCAGUGGGUGGGACAGUACCCAGUGGGUGUGCACACGUGGAUAAUUGAGGGGGACCGCUGCCGCCAGAAAGAGGUAGAGCUGCUGCUGACGUCUUGCCACGACGACGAGUACACCUGCAACGACGGCUCGUGCAUCAGGAAGGACCGCCGCUGCGACCUGAGUGUGGACUGCGCCGACCAGAGUGACGAGAUGGACUGCUCCGUGGUGGUGGUGCCCGACGGCUACUCCGCACAGCUGCCACCGCCCACCUACAAGGGCACGUCGCUGCCCAUCCUCUUCGCCCUCAACAUCACCUCGGUCAGGACGUUUGAUCUGGUCUCCUUCACCAUCGGCAUCGACGUGUACAUCAAGAUGGAGUGGAGAGACAGACGACUUAAAUACAACAACCUGCUGGGCAAUAUGCGCGCCAACAAGCUGAGGAGGUGGCGGGAGGUGUGGACGCCAGGCCUGGAGAUGGAGGACGGAACGAAGAGCGCAGUGGAGAUCAAGACACACUCACAGGCGGCCUACGUGGUGCGUGCUGCGGAACCUCUGCCUGACGAUGACACCACCAUCAGAGAGGACGUGGCUUUCAGUGGCCUGGAAAACCCGCUGGUGUUCCAAGACGAGGCCACGCUCACGUUCAAGUGUCACUUUGAGCUUCAGAUGUACCCCUUCGACCGGCAGAAGUGCUUCAUUGUGUUCAAGAUCAAGGACGUGACGGAGGAGCUGGGCAUGCUGGUCAAGAAAAUGCCUUUGGACUUCCCGGUGUAA
This is a messenger RNA of Scylla paramamosain (green mud crab), 2297 nucleotides long. RefSeq lists its product as uncharacterized. Gene Ontology annotation, molecular function: extracellular ligand-gated monoatomic ion channel activity; neurotransmitter receptor activity; transmembrane signaling receptor activity. The coding region runs from base 822 to 2297 and encodes 491 amino acids. The record is from RefSeq and is a predicted model, not a curated record. The transcript has 5 exons. Gene Ontology annotation, biological process: monoatomic ion transmembrane transport; nervous system process; chemical synaptic transmission. Lineage: Eukaryota; Metazoa; Arthropoda; Malacostraca; Decapoda; Portunidae. Gene Ontology annotation, cellular component: synapse; plasma membrane; neuron projection.